Messenger RNA from Paramecium sonneborni, 729 nucleotides. NCBI's taxonomy places the organism in Eukaryota, Ciliophora, Oligohymenophorea, Peniculida, Parameciidae. The record is from the annotation of a GenBank genome assembly.
AUGAGCCCUAGGUACCCUCUUUUUCCACAGAAACUUAAAACGAUAUUGAUAAGAGAAACAAUUGAUUUUAUAAAAAAUUUAAUUUUAAAUUUUAGCGAAAAACCUUUUGAAGAAGAUGUUAAUCUAAAUUUAAUAGAUUAAUCUGUUAAUUAAGAGAAUUAGUGCCAAAGGAUAGUUUUUAAUUCUUCUGGAUCAAUUAUGGUUUCAACUAAUGAAAAAAUAAUUAAAAUAUGGAAUUUUAAUAAUGGAAAAAUUGAAUUGCUAUAAAAUUUAGAAUAACAUAAUGGCUGGUUUAAUUGUUUAAUUUACAGUAGAUUAUAGGAUGCAUUUCUAUCAGGUUCAGAUGAUGCGACCAUAAGAAUUUGGAAGUUAAAAAAUAAUAAUUCAUGGAUUAGCUCAUUGUCUUAUUAAUAACAUACUGGUAGGGUAUAAUGUUUGAUUUUAAAUUAAAAUGAGGAUCAACUCUUCUCAGGAGGUUAAGAUAAUUCUAUUAAAGUAUGGUAAUUAGAUUUCAGUAAUGAUAAACUGAUUUAUUAAUAUUCUUUGGAUAAGCAUAAGUGUUUUGUAUUAUCAUUAAGUCUAAAUUAAUCAGAGAGUUUAUUAGUAUCAUGUGGUGAUGGUGAUAAAGAAAUAAUAAUUUGGGAAAGAGGAAUUUAAAAUGGAGUUUAAAUAUAUUGUUAAAUAAUCUAAUAAUUAUAGUGGAAUCAAACUAAAGUUUAUAAAGGAUGA